Messenger RNA from Ciona intestinalis (vase tunicate), 1916 nucleotides. The record is from RefSeq and is a predicted model, not a curated record. NCBI's taxonomy places the organism in Eukaryota, Metazoa, Chordata, Ascidiacea, Phlebobranchia, Cionidae.
AAAUAAAUACGCUUGAAUAAACAAACCUUUCUAAGUUGUAACACAUUGUUACUUAAACACAGGCUGCGUCUUCAUUGGUGGAUGAGCACGGUGAAGCAAUAGAGAGACCACUGACCGAUCCUGGUUUAAUAUUGAAGUAUUCAACGCAUAAGAACCUUGCAAGUAUGUCAGCUGAAGGAGGGGACAUUAACACUGCCAUGGAACAUUAUUUGCAGGCAGUAAUGUUGGACACCACAGAUGUCACACUAUGGUACAGAAUUGGUAGUUUAGCAAUAAAACUUGGUAGACUGCCACUUGCAAGGCAUGCAUUUACCAGUGGUCUUGUUUGCAAUGAGAACCACUGGCCUUGUCUGGAUGCUGCAAUCACUGUGUUGUUCGCACUGCUUAAUUAUGAAUCUUGUUUGUACUGGAUUGCUAAAGCAUUAGAAAAAGAGUCUGGGUAUACAAAGGGUUUGGUUUUUCGUAACAAAAUCUACAAAGAUUGCCCCCACCUGAAAAGAGACACAGAGCAUCUUUUUCGUAACUGUUCGUUUUCCAUAAACAGCGUUAGAAUACGAAAGCGUGAAGCAAAACAGUACAUUGAUUAUGCCAAGGAGUUACAGGCAGAAUAUGAAAAACUUUGCGUCAGAAAACCACCACCAGAUGUCCCUCUAACCCCACCCCUUGAAUCCCUUAGAUGGCUUGAACUUGGCAAGAGUUUGGUAUCUACCUACCAACGUAUUAUGCAUUCAUCAGACGACACAUCCGUCAUAUCCACAAUCUUGUUUGGAAACUUGGAUGACCUGGCAGUCAAAACUGCAGAAAAACCAACAUUUUGUGAACAUUUAAGUAGUUGUGAUGAAUCAGUUGAAUCUUCCACGAACACCCUUGAGCUAUCGGAGGAUUCUGCAGACUCUUUACUGACUCCGGAAGACCUUUCGGCUCCAUCAGCAAUGGCCUCCUCUUCUUCUAUAUUCAUGACAGCCAAUAUCCCUGUUUCCUCCCAAGACAUAAAUCUUGGAGAGGAGCUUCUUGCAUCCUCUGAAGAAGAAGAACAAGAUCAGGAUGCGGUUGCUGAUGUUGUUGAAUCUCUUCUUUUUAAAGUCAUUUCAAAAAUUGAAGCAGAAAAUAUUUCUAAAAUAAAAAUGGUAGAAACUGAAAAUCUCUCAGGAAACAACUCCCUACGUUCGUUACAUAAAACUGAAUUAACUUUUUCUGAUUGUAACCUUCAAACUGAUAAUUCUGACACAAUUUCCGCUUCAGCGAUUGCUGGUAGUAUUCUUGAUGACAUCAUUAUAGCUUCCACAUCAUGGAAAAUUCCGGAAGGAAAAUGUGAUACGGAUGUUGUUGAUGAAGUAAUUCAAUAUUUGCUUUCUGAAGUGGAAAACAGGAUAACAGGGAGAAUUUCAUCAAAUAAUACACAAGCCUCCAUAGAAUUUGAAAUUCCUGAAUCAGUUUGCCAAGCACUGGACAUCUCCAUGGAUGACGAUGUUAAGACAAAACGUGGCCCGAAGAGAAAAAGACAAGCAAUUGAAUUAACUCUCGAAAGCCUCACAAAGAGAAGAUCCACCAGGGUUCGAACUUCUACUCAUAAAAGUAAACAGAAAAAAGAACCAGUUAUUACUGAAGACAUCGAAUCAGGGUUGGAUUACAGAAAGAACCUUCUGGAACUUUUACCUGAAUCUAUGCAGGACCUUCCAAGUAUUUCCACUACAGAGGAAAAUACAGAGACAAAGUUUAGAAAUGCGGACACCUCCAGUGCAGCAAAACCAGUAAAAGUUGCUCAUAUGUAUCCCGAUGCAGUUUCGGAAUCAAAAGAUGUCUUAGAGUUUCUUCGGACAAGUUCAGAUAAAAAAGAUGGAAUCCUUGAUCUUCUUAAAAAGUUUUCCAAGCUCUUUGCUGAAAAGGUAAAGUUUUUUUAGCAAUGAAUUUUAUUU